Molecule: messenger RNA, 1236 nt
Organism: Clunio marinus
Lineage: Eukaryota; Metazoa; Arthropoda; Insecta; Diptera; Chironomidae
Source: the annotation of a GenBank genome assembly
ACACUCUGGCAAAACUUCGUCGUUCUUCAUUCUCACCUUUCGGUGGCAGUAAUCAAGAGCCACUGAUUGUAGUUGAAGAGUCAGAACAAGAUGAAAAGGAGGAAGAUGAGAGUAAAAAAUCUUCAUCACCAAGACAAAGUUUGGAUAUUGACUCCCCUGUGAAUCCUUAUCUUUUGUCACCAUGGAGAGAUCCUCGGGAAACUCGCAAGCAUUCUCUUCCAACACCUCCAUGUACCAGCGGCAUAACAGCUAGUCAAGUUAGAAGAUUAUCAGAGCGAGGGGGUGAAGGUUCAGGCCCAACGCCCAUGGAGCAAGCUUUUCUCGCAACAUUAUCGCAAGCACCAGCACCGCAGCCUGGAGGAAGGAGACAUUCUGUAGUAACAAUUUCUAAAGUACCUUCUUCGCUCUUCGGUCGGAAUAGACGGGAAUCCAUUGCAGCUGUGCCCAAUUUCACACGUUCAAAUGGAGGUUCAAGACGUGAAAGUAUUGGGAAUGGCCCACCGUCAACAGACCCCCGUGGUAGCAUUCAUAAUCUUCAGUUAGAUAUUAUGGAUGACAUCGUUCAAGCACGAAAAGCUCGUAUGAAACUAUGGAAUACGAGCAAUGAGAAAGUGUGUGAGGUACAAACGGUAGAUGAAGCUGGCACUAGUUCUUCUGCACAACGUUACACCAAUAGACGAUUUUCCGAUUUUGUUGCCACCACACUCACUCCAAUACCGCAAUCACUACGUCGUGCAUCUGAGAACCCUUGUAGCAUGUUGUUAACGUCUCCCAAUGUCGCACAAGCACCAACAACUCCUUCCAAAAAAGCCGGAAUUAUUUGUACUAAUACCGAUUUAAUCUCUUUACUUUCAUCAUUAGCCUCUUCCGCUACUGAAAUCAAUCGAAUAAGUGAAGUGCCGACUCCAGUUGCUCCCGUUGCCCCACAGGUUCCGCCUCAAACUAAAAGCAGCUCCAACUUUCUAAGGCCCGAACGUAAGACGAGUCUCAAAAAGUCAAAUCGUUCCAAUAGCUUUGACGUUUCAAUUCUUAAGGGAGUUAAGCCGACAACAGAUGACGUUAAGCCUUCAAACUCUGCUGCCAGUGGUUGGUUUACAAAACGACAUAUGCCAGCAUCAAAACGAACAAAUACGAUGAAGUCAUCAGCACAAGCCACAGUAACAUUUGCACGCGAAACAUUUGAUAAAUGGAUAAGUUUGCUUGAUGAAACCCAUGAGAUGACCCUGACAAUUAAUU